AUGAAUGCACGAGUUGUGUUCAUGACGAGACGGACAAAGUACGAGCUUGCUUUUUUACCUGAGUUUCUCCCAUGUUAUUACAAUUCAUUAGCUCAUAGUAGUAUUAAUAUUAAGUGACAAACAAUAUCUUAAGUUGGCCGAGGUUCUUACGAGUGGCGUUCACGUUGAAGCCCCGUGGUCGAGAGUUUUAGCUUGGAAAUUCCGAAGUGCAAAUAUAGGCUGUGAACGCCGCAUCAGCUGUCGCUGUGCAGUUGAGGCGAUUUUUUUCCUUUUUUCCAUCACUGUGCAUUCGACCGCAAGACAUGGAUGUGUUCCUCAUGAUCCGGCGUCUCAAGACGACCAUCUUCACUGACGCCAAAGAGUCCACAUCUGUGUAUGAGUUGAAACGCAUCGUGGAGGGCAUCCUCAGGAGGCCGCCUGAGGACCAGAGGCUCUAUAAGGAUGACAUGGAGCUGGAUGACACUCAGACACUCGGAAACUGUGGCUUCACCAACCAGACGGCCCGGCCUCAGUCCCCUGGAACCGUGGGCUUAGCUUUCCGAAUCAGCGAUGAUUCAUUUGAGCAGCUGAGGAUGGACCCCUUCUCCACCCCCCCGGAGCUCCCGGACGUCAUGAGGCCGCAGGACACUGGCAGCACAGCCAACGAGCAGGCCGUUCAGUGAAAACAGUUCAGGAUGCAGGAAAUCCACGGGAGGGAGGGGGGGGAUUUGUGUGAACGAACGACGAGAUCUCCACCUGGACAGAAGCAAAACACGGGUUGUUGUUGUUGUUAUGUGAGCGAGCGAGCGGUGAGUUUGUGUGCAUGCUAGAAAACGUCACAGCCCAGACUGGUCGCAACACUGUCACCUGCUCAACACCAAGCUUUGUACAUCCUAUUUAAUUGAUUCUUUACUUUUGAGCUGUGGUUAAGCUGCCUUACUUUACUGUCUGCGUGUUUUUUGUUCGUUACCUAAAUGGCUUCAAUGAUGGCACCGAGCAGGAGAGACCUUUUUAUGCUUCUUUGUAUUGGUUAAACUAUAAGUAGGAUUUUACUUCUUUUGCCCAGAAAGUUUUAAAAUAAACCAUUGGUGAUCAUUUUCUAUA
Molecule: messenger RNA, 1083 nt
Organism: Corythoichthys intestinalis (scribbled pipefish)
Lineage: Eukaryota; Metazoa; Chordata; Actinopteri; Syngnathiformes; Syngnathidae
Product: elongin-B-like
Exons: 4
Coding region: 303-662 (119 amino acids)
Biological process (GO): transcription elongation by RNA polymerase II
Cellular component (GO): elongin complex; VCB complex
Molecular function (GO): protein binding
Source: RefSeq, a predicted model, not a curated record